AGGUAAAGUUCAAUGUUUUCACAUUCAAUAAAUUCUGUAAAUUGUUUAACUCAUUUAACUGUGAAUUAAUUGUUGAUUAUUGUUUCGAUAUUGCAAAAAUUAUUGUUGAAACUGUUUGUAGAUUGUGAUUAUAUGGAUGAUAUCACGUGGGUUCCACCUUGAGUGAAGCAUUGAUCAUAUGUUUACGUGUUUUUUUUUCUUGAUUUCAUUUGAAACUGAUCAUCAUUUUUAAUUUUGUUUCUCUCUUUUUCAACAAUUAACUUUCAAUUUCUUGAUUUAUUCAUGUUAACAAUGUUUUAUGCUGUUUGUCGUUCCGACUGUACUACUAUGAUAGUACAUUAAAUGAUCUGUUGAUUAUUGUUUUCUUUUUUUUUUCUCUACAUCUCAAUCUAUAUUUAAGAAACACCAAAUGAAAGGUUUUCCGUACACUCGGUUAAUAAGUCAACAUGUUUACGUGAACUUGUACUCGAGGUUUAGACGAUUGAUUUUUUUUCGCAAUUACUUGAGUUAUAGAUCUUCAAUUUUAUCUCUGCUGUUUAACAGAUUCCAACCUAGACUGUUAAUCUAUCGUCCAUCCAAUUGGUAUUCACAUUGUCACCGAUCAAAGUAUUCCCCUUGGUUCAUGCUCUCCGGUGUUUCUUGCCAUUUCUGGAACAAUAAAGGAAUCAGUGAAGACGAAAUAUGGGAGACAGUCAGUGAUUUUGAUCAAUUGUUUGGUUCAAUCAAUUCAUCCAAGUAUAACAACGAUGCCACCUUACCAUCAACACCACCAUGUUCAUUGGCGAGGAAAGAAACACCCAAGUCAACCAGUUCACCAACAUCUAAUAGCCACUCCAAUUAUUCAAUAGAUGAAGAUGGUAGAUCAUCAGAUGAAGAUCAUUCAAAUGAGAUUAACACUAAUAACCACGAUGAAAUUGAAGAUUUAGAUACAACCAAAAAACUAUUAUCAUCUAAAGGCUGGGAAGCGAUAAUUUUGCGAGAUGAAUUUCAAGUCUGGAGAAGAGAAAUUAACUCUAAUGGAUUAUAUCAAUAUAAAGUUUUUGGAACAUUCAAAGAUGUACCUGCUCAAGAUUUCUUCACUGUCCAAAGAGAUUUAGAUUACAGAAAAAAAUGGGAUCAACUGGUAAUCAAAUUAGAGAUUGUUGAUAAACAGAAUGUGUUUAAAAAGGCAAGAAAUGGUAGUCACUUAAACGAUUCUGGUAAUGAAGUAAUUCACUGGGUUAUGCAUUACCCUUUUCCAAUGUACAGUCGUGAUUAUUGCUAUGUUAGAAGAGCCAUAAUUGAUUAUAAAAACAACAUAAUGGUCCUAGUCUCUCGUGCAGUUGACCACCCUAAUUGUCCAGUUUCUAACAAAUAUGUUCGAGUUUCUGAUUAUGAAUCGCAAAUGGUGAUUAAACCACACAAAACUUUCAACGAGAAUGGAUUUGAUUACAUGUUAACUUAUUUUGAUGAUCCUUGUUCAGCCUUCCCUAAUCCAGCUUACAAUUGGAUGGCUGCCUCAGGAGUACCUAAUUUUGUUGAAUCAUUGCACAAAGCAGCUUUACAAUUAAAUAAAGACAGGAAAACAACGACCAAACAAUUAAACAAUUGUAAUACCUGUACAGCCACCGGCACCAAGACCCAGUCCAAUGAUCCAUCCACUGCCAACAACAACAACAACAACAACAAUAAUAAUAACAAUAACAAUAAUAACAACGAUAGCAGUAGUAGUAAUAAUAAUAAUACCAACAACAGUAAUAGUAAAAAUUGUAACAAUUUAAAUAACUUGUACAUACAGUGUAUAUCUUUCAAUCGACCUCAGCAAGAAAAAAUUGAUUGUUAAAAUUUUGAUUCUAUUACUUAUUAGAUGUUUUUCCCAUCUUCCAUAUUUGCCUAUUUCUUUGCUCAAUCAAUUUAUGUGUCAAAGAAGCUUGAUUAUGUUAAUUGUUUCUUUAUUUUCUAGUUGCUUAAUUAUAUUAAUUAAUUUUGACAA
Molecule: messenger RNA, 1972 nt
Organism: Panonychus citri (citrus red mite)
Lineage: Eukaryota; Metazoa; Arthropoda; Arachnida; Trombidiformes; Tetranychidae
Exons: 3
Coding region: 410-1822 (470 amino acids)
Molecular function (GO): lipid binding
Source: RefSeq, a predicted model, not a curated record